UGCCAUAGCCUCACAGGCCCUUUCCCAGUUUCCCUUCACUUCUUUGCGACAACACGUGCAGGAAUCAAAAUACAAGUUAAAAUAUAGAAAGAAAAAAGAAUCACAAAGUUCAAUUAUAUUUGAUUUGCAUGUAAUUUUUCUUGUCAUUUAAUUACUCCAAUUUGUUAUUCACAAUGCGUUACUCUUAUUGUAUUUGCAUACAUUUAAUUUGAAGGGGUUGAUAGGGGGCGCUUAAUUCAAAAUUAUGGGGGAAGAUGGACAAAGUAAGAGGAGAAUCGCCAUCAUUGGGGUCUCUACCAUCUUUCUAGUGGCUAUGGUCGUGGCGGUCGCAGUUGGUGUCAAUUACUUCAAUUUGAACGGUGGUUCCAACGAUGAUGCACACGAUGACAAGUCCCAAAUUGCUUCCUCUGUGAAAGCGGUGAAAACCCUUUGCAAACCCACGGAUUACCAGAAAGAAUGCGAGAAAAGCUUGCGUGCAGAAGCUGGAAACACCACGGACCCAAGAGAACUCAUCAAAAUUGCCUUCAAAAUAACCAUUAAGAAAAUGGGAAACGGGCUCAAGAAAACGGAUUUCAUGCACGAGGUUGAGAAUGACCCUAGAUCCAAGAUGGCACUCGAAACAUGCAAGCAACUCAUGAAUCUUUCCAUUGAUGAAUUCAAGAGGUCGCUUGAGAGAAUGGGAAAGUUUGAUCUCAACAACCUCGACAACAUCCUCAAUAGUUUAAGGGUGUGGCUUAGCGGUGCAAUCACGUACCAAGAGACAUGCUUGGAUGGCUUCAAGAACACCACCAACAAAGCAGGGAAUAAGAUGAAGAACUUGUUAAAGAGUACCAUGCACAUGAGUAGCAAUGCCCUUGCAAUCAUAUCAGAACUUGCAGACACUGUUGUGAAAGUGAAUGUGACGACCAAAGAUAUUGGGCAUCGCCAGCUUGUUGAGGAUUCUGGGGACGAACAUGUUUUUGGUCAACACAAGGUUAUACCCUCGUGGGUUGAGGAUGAGGAGGAUGGUGUUGGUGUUGGUGUUCGUAGGUUACUUCAUGAAAGUGCUUACAAAAUCAAGCCUAAUGUGGUUGUGGCCAAAGAUGGUAGUGGAAAGUACAAGAGCAUCAACCAGGCAUUGAAGAAGGUGCCUGAGAAGAACCAAAAGCCAUUCGUGAUUUACAUUAAAGAGGGUGUUUACCAUGAGUAUGUUGAAGUUGCUAAGAAAAUGACCCAUGUGGUGUUUGUGGGUGAUGGUAGCAAAAAGACACGAAUCACCGGCAACAAAAACUUCGUAGAUGGACUUAAUACUUACAGAACUGCCUCUGUUGCUGUUGAAGGAGAUUAUUUUGUAGCCGUGAAUAUAGGGUUUGAGAACUCUGCUGGCCCCGAAAAGCAUCAAGCAGUAGCCAUAAGGGUCCAAGCAGACAAAUCCAUUUUCUAUAAAUGCUCAAUGGAUGGGUACCAAGACACACUGUAUGCUCAUGCCAUGCGUCAAUUCUAUCGUGAUUGCACAAUUUCAGGCACCGUAGACUUCGUCUUUGGUGAUGCAGUGGCUGUUUUCCAGAACUGCACUUUCGUGGUCAGAAAAGCAUUAGAAAACCAGCAAUGCAUUGUGACAGCACAAGGCAGAAAAGAGAGACACCAACCAUCAGGAACAGUGAUCCAAGGGAGCUCCAUUGUGUCAAAUCACACAGAGAAUCUUGAUAACAAGGCUUACCUAGCGCGUCCAUGGAAGAAUCACUCAAGGACCAUCUUCAUGAACACUUACAUUGAGGCUUUGAUUCAACCAGAAGGGUAUAUGCCAUGGCAAGGACAAAAUGGUCUUUCGGGUAUGGAUAAUUGUUUCUAUGCCGAGUACAAUAACACUGGUCCUGGCUCAAAUAAAUCCAAGCGUGUAAAAUGGCGAGGGAUCAUUACCCUCACUUCAGAAUCCGUAAGCCGUUACUCUCCAUACAAAUUUUUUCAUGGAGAUGAUUGGAUCAAAGUUACUAGGAUUCCUUACUAUUCUGCUGUCACGGCCCCAAAACACUAAAUAGUAUUUUUUUUAGCGAGGAGCAUGCGUGCUAGUAUAUGCCUCCCGAGACUAGUAGCUUUUAAUGCUUGUGUCUUUCGAUCACAUUUAUUUUAGUUUGAAGAAGUCUUGUAUAUACUGUAAUUUUGCCGCAAACUGCAGAUAGAUUA
Messenger RNA from Glycine soja, 2163 nucleotides. RefSeq names its product probable pectinesterase/pectinesterase inhibitor 21. The transcript is spliced from 2 exons. Lineage: Eukaryota; Viridiplantae; Streptophyta; Magnoliopsida; Fabales; Fabaceae. Gene Ontology annotation, biological process: cell wall modification. The coding region runs from base 245 to 2014 and encodes 589 amino acids. Gene Ontology annotation, molecular function: pectinesterase inhibitor activity; pectinesterase activity. The record is from RefSeq and is a predicted model, not a curated record.